CAUGUAUCAAGUUAUUGAUGUAUUACUUUUUGAGAACUUGUACAGUUUGAGAAGUCUUGUACAGAAUGUUUAACAUGGCGUGGUGCUUAUCAAGUCGACAACACGACAGUCCUAUCUCGAUACAUCUUUGACCCUGGACUCAUUUCUUUUGGACAGAAGAUACUCUAAAUUUUAUGACAUAUAAAUCAUAAAUUUUAGUAUUAUGUUUAUGUUUGGAAAAUGAGAAUUGAGCGCGCUUUCAGAUGUUUUUCACUCUGUUUCUUCAUACUGUUUGUCGCAUUACUGAUUCUCUUGUUUGUUCUGGGAAAUGAAGAGCCUCGAAUUUGGACAGACAUGGAUGAUAAAACUUCCCAAGAUUCACAACGACCGGAAAUCAGGGAGCCAAUCAUACUGUGGUGGACGGACGGCGACGAUCAACUAAACGAGUACUUAGACUGUGGUGACGUCAGAUGUUUUGUCACCGGAAAUAGGAAUCUCACCAAUGAUCCUCAAACAAAGGUGUUCAUGUUUUACGGAACGACAUUUAAGUACUACGACCUGCCUUUACCCAGAAAACCCCACCAUGAAUGGGCCCUGGUCCACGAGGAAUCCCCUAUGAACAACUUUCUCUUUUCGUUUGAGGAGGUCAUGACCUUGUUCAAUCAUACCAGUACAUUCAGAAGGGAAUCGGAUUACCCUCUCGCCACUCAGUUCCUGAAAAGCGGCGAAUGGCUCGCCAGCACAAAGCAUCUACUCUCUGCGAAAGAGAAAAGCAUCCAAUCCGAGCGCUUGAAGUUAGCCCCGGUGAUAUUUGUGAACACAGACUGCGGUACUGGUUCUGACAGAGACGGUUAUGUACAACUUCUGAUGAAGUACGUUCAAGUCGAUUCGUAUGGACUGUGUCUACACAACAGAGAUUUACCUCAGAGCUUACGAGAUCCAUUGGAAAACAUGCUAGACGACGAAUUCUUCCAGCUUAUCGCAAAAUACAAGUUUGCCAUCGCAAUUGAGAACGCUAUCUGUGAGGAUUAUGUGACGGAGAAACUGUGGAGACCACUACAUGUCGGGACCAUCCCUAUCGUGCUAGGCUCGCCCAGAAUAAAGGACUUGCUUCCGUCCAAUAAAUCCGCCAUUGUUGUGGACGAUUAUGACUCUGUAGAAGAUAUCGCUAGAUACAUCAACUAUCUUGACACAAACGACGAGGAAUACGACCAAUAUUUCAACUGGAAGAAGACUGGAAUAACUAAUGACUAUCUGCUGAAACUUUUGGCAGCAAGAGACUGGGAAGUCGAUUAUGGGCCUGAUGUGAAAGGCAAAGAUUUUUUCGAGGGUUUUGAGUGUUUUGUAUGCCGAAGAGUUCAUGAAAAUAUAAGAAGAGAGAAAGAUGGAAAAGAUCCAUUGAGAUUUCAAGCUGCACUAAACCACUAUGGAUGUCCAGCUCCAGUGAAGGUUAACGAUAAAGGACAAAGAACAUUGGAAAACGAUAUUUUUAUGGAAUCAUUUACCAAACACAUGUAUCUGGCAAAGGCCCUUCAAUAUCAUUUAGAUAAAAACUUGCUAGUUGAUGAAGAGAGUAUUCAACAAACAGCAGACAAAAUAUCAAAAAACACUGGGAAGCUUGCAACACAAGAGACAAAGUAGAGUUUAAAACCAAGUUACCAAUAUUUUACAUCCUAUUUUGUUGGUAUUUCAUCAAUAUAAAUGGGUUUCAUUAAUUUGCAUUUCUUUAAAAAAAACUCUAUUUGUAUCUGCGAUAUUAAGCUGGAGGUUAAUUCUUCAGCCUUAAGAUGUACCUGUAAGUUGAUGGUAAAUGUACACUUACUAUAUAUUUGGAUAAAAUGUUAAACAAAUAUCACGAAGUACACGGUAAAACUUUCACAUUCCUAAAAUUAACAAAUUAUUCAUACAAAUAUUUAAAUAACUUCUUUUGAGGCGUAAAUACAUGCUAUGACGUAGCUAUCAUGACGAGAAAAACUCUGUAAACCGCUGCUGAUUCGUAUUUGUAUGCAAUAUUAGAUAGGUAUCUUUAUACCCGUAUGAACCAUCAAAGAAAUCC
This is a messenger RNA of Magallana angulata, 2035 nucleotides long. Its product is annotated as alpha-(1,3)-fucosyltransferase 10-like. Bases 220 to 1620 code for a protein of 466 amino acids. The record is from RefSeq and is a predicted model, not a curated record. NCBI's taxonomy places the organism in Eukaryota, Metazoa, Mollusca, Bivalvia, Ostreida, Ostreidae. Gene Ontology annotation, molecular function: alpha-(1->3)-fucosyltransferase activity. Gene Ontology annotation, cellular component: membrane. The transcript is spliced from 6 exons.